Messenger RNA from Trichobilharzia regenti, 348 nucleotides. The record is from the annotation of a GenBank genome assembly. NCBI's taxonomy places the organism in Eukaryota, Metazoa, Platyhelminthes, Trematoda, Strigeidida, Schistosomatidae.
AUGCACGUAGAAAACAGAUCAAUGAAUGAAAAACUUUCAAAAACCAAAAGAAACUCUUCUUCUCAUUCAAUCAAUAUCCAGUCUAUAAAAUAUGAUAAAGCUAAAAUAGACGAAAUUAUUGAAAGACUAGCCAGCUUAGAUAAAAAUAAACAUCCUGUUGAGUGUACAUCAGCAAGAAUAAUGUUGGGCUUCAAUCGAUACGAUUAUGGAUGUUCACCUGAGAGUAUUGCAAAACCGAAUAUGAAAAAAAUGACACAAGAAGAAAUUUUUGCAGUUAUUGAACGUUUAACACAAUAUGAUAUAACCAAGUGUCCUCCAGGAUCAAGAGGACAUGAAAAGAAACAAUAG